Molecule: messenger RNA, 1161 nt
Organism: Uncinocarpus reesii 1704
Lineage: Eukaryota; Fungi; Ascomycota; Eurotiomycetes; Onygenales; Onygenaceae
Exons: 1
Coding region: 1-1161 (386 amino acids)
Biological process (GO): DNA repair; DNA damage checkpoint signaling
Cellular component (GO): checkpoint clamp complex
Source: RefSeq, a predicted model, not a curated record
AUGGACUCUAGUGACGCUCCGAUCUUUUCUGCCGUCUCUCACUUUACUCACCAACUGUAUAUUAUACUACGAUGUAUUGGUUUUGCUUCUAAAGCUGCGAUACAAAUCACCCCCCAGGGCAUACGCUUCUCCGCCGAAGAUGGGAGGGUCAUGCAAGGCCUCGCGUUCCUCGACAAAACGCUGUUUAUAAACUACGUUUUUAAUCCACCUUCCAGCAACAGUGGCAUGGAUAUUGAUGAAGACGAUGCUGAAGACGCUCCUGAUACCUCAACCUAUCCGCGGUUUUUGAUUUCCCUCACUGCUUUGAUUGAGACCCUCCAGAUCUUUGGGUUGAACGAUUCCACCCAACCCCUGAACCCGAUAUCAAAUCCUAUGACUGGCUCAGCUUCCAACGCCUUCUCGACACCAGCUCUACUACUUAACCGUACCUGUACCAUAAGCUACGUAAGGCCGGGCUCUCCAUUAAGCCUUACCCUCACAGAGGCAGGUGUUACCACGACGUGUGAAUUGACCACGUAUGAGCCCGAUGAUCCAAGCUUUGAUUCUUCAGAAGACGUCGAUAUCCCGCUCCAACGUGACGCUAUUGUUUUCAAAAUUAUAAUGCGCUCACUUUGGCUGCACAAUGCUAUAAUGGAACUGGAUUCGACAAACCCUACCACGCUGACGUUAUCUGCCUCUCCAAAUAAGUCGCCUUAUUUCGCACUUUCUGCCUCCGGAGGUCCAUUUGGUGACUCUACGGUUGAAUUCUCGAUUGAUAAAGAACCAAACCGAUCUACCGACACUACCUACAGGUCCUUCAACGACGAUGGAAGUUCCAAGCAGCCAAGACGCGGCAAGUUAGCGCCCUCCGUUGCAGAAACAUUCUUAGUUCAGCCGCCUGCUUCAAAAACCAGGGUACGUCAGAGCUAUCGAUUCGCCCUUGUUCGAAAGGCGUUACGCGCCAUGGCGGCGUCCAGCAAGGUUAGUAUUCGCGGUGAUAGUCAAGGCGUUCUAAGCAUGCAAUUUAUGAUUGAACUUGGAGAGGCUGCUUUAAGUUCUGAUGGGCCGGGCAGGGCACCUCAAGCUCUGGGGGGAGGUACGCUUGGUAAUGUCAGUUUUGUGGACUUUCGAUUCGUUCCGUUGGUUGAUGACGACGAGGAAAAUGACGGCGAACCCGAAUAA